Messenger RNA from Patiria miniata (bat star), 2864 nucleotides. It is a transcript of the gene mks1, whose product is annotated as Meckel syndrome type 1 protein-like. The transcript has 14 exons. Gene Ontology annotation, biological process: cilium assembly. The record is from RefSeq and is a predicted model, not a curated record. NCBI's taxonomy places the organism in Eukaryota, Metazoa, Echinodermata, Asteroidea, Valvatida, Asterinidae. Bases 29 to 1717 code for a protein of 562 amino acids. Gene Ontology annotation, cellular component: MKS complex.
CUAGGCAACCUAAUUCCAGUUUGGGAAAAUGGCGGAAGACAGUGGAGGGAAUGACCUCGGAACGGCGUAUUACCGUUCAAGGGAUCCUAUCAAGAAUUUCAAAAUCAAGGUACACUUGAAGCGUGUAACUGGAACCAGUCUAGUCCCUACAGCGUAUACUAAUGAGGAGGCCGGGCCCAGUCAUGAAGGAAUGGCAAUGAGACAGAUGGGCAGUCGACGCUCCAUUAAAUCUCAAGUCCGACCAGAAGAUGACGAGACCUACACCCUGAAAUGGCAGCAGAAGCUCUUCAGUCAACGUGAGGUGGAACUCUUCCGUGACUCUGAGAACUGUAACCGACCCAUCGAGGAGAAGUACCACCGAGAGAUCAGGACAAUGUACGAAGAUGGAGACGGGAGGUCUACUACCAGGAUCUUCUCCUACGUGGACCACGAUACAUUUGCCAGUCUUGAGGAGCAAAAUGAGGUAACCACAUCGAGCAAAGAGACCCCUUCCUUUCUGACUCAGAAGAUGCAGAACGUCCGGCGGAGAAAACAGACAGAGAGGAGAAGAGAUGGCUAUGGUGAUGCGAGCUCAUUCCAACCUAAGAUCAACCCAGUCAUUGAUGCACCUUCUGAGGAACAUAAACGUAGCGCUCAUGUCGUCAACACUCCAGUACAGACGAUGUACAUUAUGGCGGACCUCAGCGCAGUGGAAGAUGAACCUACAGUACUGGACGAAUACAUCCUGUGCACUAUCAAGUAUGACACCCAUGGCGUUUUGUCAGUCACACCAGACUUCAACCGCUACCGUUCACCCUACACCAUCGUGACUGAGUCCACACGACGCGACACGUUUGAGUACACUCUAGAGCUCGCCUCGCAGCCGAUGGCUCAACGAGAUCAAGACAGAGAGACCAAGAUGUUUAGAGAGUUGUAUCAGAGGCAUAUGGAUUACGUCGGUGCAAUGGUGGGCCACGAUUUUGAACAGGUAUCAGCUGGAAUUCUGAGACUGUUGGUCUACGGUGAAAUAGUCUCCGCGAAGAACUACGAGUAUGACAAUCUCUACGUCCACUUCUUUGUGGAGCUACCCAAGCACUGGUCUACUGACACGGCUCAAGAACUCUCCGGUGUCACUCAGACAUGCAGCACCAAGGAAAUUGACAGAGAGAAUGUAGCUUACUUCUGCUACCCGUUUGACUUCGAGUUGUUCUACAAACAAGAUGAGAUGGGCGAGGCUGACCAGCGUGAACCACUACUGCCUCAAUGGCCACAGAUCUUCCUAGAGGUCCUGUCUAUUGAUUCCUGGCAGAGAUAUCGCACAGAGGGGUACGGGUACCUGACCAUUCCAUCAACACCUGGUACUCACACAGUUGAAGUCCAAACAUGGCGACCCUCGGGCCAACACGCCUUCAACAACUUGCGUCGCUUCUUCAUCGGCGGCUCACCCGAACUUGAAGACCCCACAUACGUGGCCGUCCCACCGACGCACGAGGGCGCUGUGAUGAGUCGGUUUGGGUUCCGGACCGAGGCAACAGGAAGUGUCACAUUGAACUUGAACGUGCUGCAGCAGAGCCAGAUCUUCAUGGAUAAGGUGGACUCCAGACGGAAGGUGGGCACAUUGCUGGACAGACUCGGUGGCCUUACAAUGCAAGCAUCCGUCCAAAAUGUUCUGGAGUUGUUCCAGAAAGCAAGGAAGAGAAUGCAAGCUGCUAAAGACACGCUGUCAACCAUCCAGUGAAACAACACUGAAAUAUGCACAAUGUCAAAUCAACAUCAAGUGCACAAAAGUCUUUCUUUCUUGGUCUUGAUGUAAGUUUACUUAUUUUGAUGAGUUCAAUCCAUUAGCAAGUUCAAGGACCACAAGUCGACAAGUGGUUUUGGCAUGAUGCAACUGGUAAACAUUACGCCUCUGGUCAAACUCUUGUAAAACAUGUCGUCAUGAAACUUUUGAACCUUGCUCCCUGCUGGCAUUGUGAUUCACAUGGCUAUUGGUAACCAGCGAUGGAACUCAGCCCCAAACUCCGGUUCCAAAUAGUCAACUAGACUUAGUCCCACCAUCCUACGUUCAAUUGAAGUUAGUCAAACUAUAGUAAUCAUAGUCCUCACUGGAACUUGCUCCUAAUUAUACCUUAUUGAUAGGUAGUAUCUUGUUUUUUGGACCAGAGCUUUUGUUGUGGACUGAAUAUUUGUAAUCGACAAAUAUAAUUACAGGUGAAGUCUUUAUUUUUAAACCCUGCAUGUGAAGUUUGACUUUCUUUUUUUGCAACCGCAAAACUUGCCUCCCUUUUUAAUACUCAUUUUGUAGAGCUUUGUUUUCUUUUUGAGUAUCCCUACGUAUGAAGCUAGUUUACCAAGUCUUGUAAUGGUUAAAUGUUAUGUAGCAUAAGCAGUUUGUUCAACAUAGUUUAUAGGCGUCUGCACUAGUAAGCAGGAGGUUGUGGGUUUGAGUCCCACCCGAGUAAGCCUGUGAUUUUUCUCGCAAGCCCUCCGAGGACACUGAAUAUAGCGUGUUCAUAAAUACGUUUGUGAAGGGCAAAACCCAGUAACAAAUUUACAUCUCCCCAACGCACAUUCCAUCGUAAAAAGCUUAUACAACUUGUUUUUUGCUUGUGUUUGAAAGUGACCAUGUGAACAGACAUUAUCAUAAUUUUGUUUCAUGUAAAGUGUGUCAGGAUUCAAAGGCCAAAAUGUGAUUUUGAUCAGCGAGUGUCAUCAAACUGAGAAAAGGACUUAAAAAAAAAUCUUUCUUUUUUUCAGUGACCAAAUUUGCUUGGAGUUUUUACCAUUUGUAGAUAUCUGUCAAUCGUUCAUUUAAUGAUUUAUUUAUUUUACAGUUGAUACAGCUGUAAAAGUGUAUAUAAUAAAAUAAAAUUGGAAAUUAAAAA